GCGAUGGGUUUCUCUCUCUCGGUUUCAUACAAACUUUGAGAAAUAACGAGGAGCGCCCACAAUGUGUUUUGUGCAGGGAAGUGCUUAGUAAUGAGUCUCUCAAAAUCGAACAAAUUAAAACGACAGGUCCUGACCAAACAUCGACAGCUUGACGGUAAACCCAGGGAGUUAUUUUAGAACAGGGCAGAAUACUUCAGGAAGCAGUGCUUUGACAGUGGAAAAUUCAACAGGUUCAGCAGAUAAAUAUCUGAUUCAUCAACUAGGCUACAUAAAUGGAAGAUCAUCUUACUCCCCUCCACCCCUGUCCUUAAAUCACGUAACCCACACGCUCAUGCUUCAAAGAGGGAAGUGUCGCCUUAUUCUCAGAUGUUGCCCCAGUUUACAAGCAAUCUCUUUAAAACCCCUCUCCAGCCCCCUCCUCAUCAUAGAUGUGAAGGUUUACUCCAAGUCUCACGGCACCCCGUGCGAGAAAGGCUGCGACUGUCGCGAGGAACUGAAACUCUCCGCUUUGCACUAACGCCCUCUUUACCCAACCACAUCCCUCCUUACACGCAACACCCGGACCUAUCUAUGAACCUCCUAACCUUCCGAAGAGUUCCUUCCAAAUGGAACGCAAACUGAAGAGUUCUGCUUAUAAAGGACAACAAAAUCAGCGCUGUGGCUGAUGUAUUGAUGUAUUGAUUGAUUAAACAGGAUCUCGUCCCUGAGCGAGAGCUUCUCCUUGGGCCUGAACGCUCUUGAGAGAGCUGCAGCUGAGCCACAACCACCUGCACACCCUGCACAGCAAGAGCUUCAUGCACCUGGAUGGCCUACAGAGGCUCAACCUUACUGGCAACGCCAUCCAUAACAUCCAGGUGAGGUCAUUUGGCUCCAUGUCCACCUUGCGGCAGCUCCACCUGGAGGACAACCAUCUCGUCUCCCUAAACAAUGGGGUGUUCUGCAUGCUGAAGUCCCUGGAGGUCCUCAACCUGCAGGGGAACCAGAUCAACAAGACCCAAGAGGGUGUCUUCACUGCCAUGAUCUCCCUGGCCCUGCUCAACCUGACCCACAACCAGAUGAGCACCAUCUACUUCAAGACCUUCCUAAGCAUCCACAUGUAUAGUACCCAUAUCCUGUUGGAAGGAAACCCCUGGAACUGCAAUCGUGACCUACAGAAAGUGUUCCAUAAGCUUAGAAGUGUUCAAAGGCUGUUCUUGGAUGAUUACUAUAAUCUUAGCUGUAAUGCUCCGACAGAACUAGCGAACUACAGGCUGAUGGAUGUGGAUACGGAGCUGUGUAUCGCCGAGAUGGUUAUUGUGCUGAUUAUCACGAUCACAGUGGUGAUAACAAUGUUGGAGGCCAUAGUCAUGGCGAGAGGAAGAGAAAGAAGAAGAAGAGGGGAAGGCAUUGGACAGAGCAGGGCAACUUGUCUGACUCAGAUCACAAGGGAUAGACUUCUUCUCGGCAACACAAUCCUUUUUUGUACACUUGUACAGUAACAUGAAGAAAAUAUCUCAGAGACCAUUAGAAACAUUGCCAUAUUUUAAAGGACAUUUAGUAGGCUAUUAUACAAUUUCACCAAUUAUUGUACACAAAUGUAUUAAUCAAUUACUCAAUAUGUACACUUUCUGCAUUUGUAGUAUUUUAUUAGAUACUUUGAUAUACAAUAUUGUAAUGAAACAGGCAGGGAGCAGGCCUCGAACCCUGGACCUUCCAGCCCGAAGUCCAGCGCGCUAUCGACUGUGCAGCAAAAUCAUGCUCAAGCGGCAGAGUCGAAUUAUCCGCGCUUAUAAACCCUGGGUUGUUGCAAUAUGAACAAUACUACAAGUGUGGAAAAUAUUAAAUUAAACGAAAUUGAAAGGUGCACAAGCUGCAUUCUAUUCUAUAUAUUUUCUUUAUUAUGUAGGAAAUAUAGAUUUUAUAGAUGUUAUAGAUUUUUAGAAACAAUAACAAUUGCACAUAUUGCCUUUACAGUUCGUUAUAAACAUGCUUUUAAGCAUUUACAGUAGUUGGUGUAUGUUGAAGGGCAGCGGGACAAUAUUUGGGAGGUUGGUUUCACUUUAACAGAUAGCACAGACGUCACACGAAACCCAUCCUCUGGGCGUAUCGAGUUCGGAGUUCCCAUCUGAGCGAAAUGGCCUGAACGAAGGUGUGGUUGUAGGUCGGAGUAUUUGCAUGAGUCUUAAAAUAUAUUACUUACGGUGUUAUCGUUCAUCUGUAUCAUGCAUGCAUAGGAAAACGACGAAAUAAACUGAAUUGUAGGCAAUGCAGGAAGCGUUCGAUUUACGACUGGGAGACACAACUGCCACCGUCGAACCUGCGUAGUCAUAGUUGAAAGAAUAGGAAUACGGACCGGUGACUUUGUCAGAGAUGGCCGCAGACGAUAAAGUGGUCAUCCUUUCGGAUGAUGAAGAAGAUCAAAAGAGGAAGUACGUCCUGGACGAACCCUUCAACAAUCUUUCCCUGGAGCUUCAGAUCGACCGAGAGCCAGGCUCCACUCCAGUGUCUGCUGCAGCAUCAGACACACAGUCUGCUCCAGAGACACCCAUGGCCUUACCACUGAAAGACCUAGGCUGCUUUGAGAGGAUGUGCCUAAGAGUCAACUCCCAGCUCCUCAUCUCCAAGAUCUUCUACUUCUUCUUCUAUGCAGCAUACGGAUCCCUGCACCCACUCCUAGCCGUCUACUACAAACAGCUAGGGAUGUCACCAAGCCGUAGUGGACUGUUGGUUGGGAUCCGGUACUUUAUAGAGUUCUGCAGUGCGCCAUUCUGGGGAGUUGUGGCCGAUCGUUUUAAGAAAGGGAAGCCAUUGUUGCUGUUCUCUGUGCUGUGUUGGUUGGUGUUCAACUGUGGCAUCGGCUUUGUCAAACCAGCUGCCAUGAUCUGUAAGGAGAAGGUGGACAUCCCCACUGUGGCCCCACCAAUACUGCCCUUGACUACUAUGACACCAAUUAACGGCUCGCUACCGGACGCCUCCACCAAUCACACGAGAAGUCGCCGGGAUUUGUUUCAAAGUUACUUUCCUAGCUUCCCUUUUGUUUUGAAUGGCCUUGAUUCUGGCUAUAGUGUACGCCGCAGGCAUAGGAGAGGUGCUGAUAGCAAUACCACUCAAUCCACUGGGGUGCCUUACGAGCAGAACAAUGCUACUACAGCUACGACAACAGCCACUCACACCCCCACCGGCGCCCAACCCAGAGUGGUGCCUAAUGAGCAAGCCAAUACCACUCAGCUUUUACCGAAUACCACAAAUAUGCCACUGACCACUAAAAACCCCACCCAUGCCCCCACCACCACCAAUUCCACAUUGAUGCCUCACGAACAGGGCAAUACCACUCAAGUGACUCCAAAUACUACAACAACCACUAUGGCAACCACUACCACCACCCUUGCCCCCACCCAACCUAAAGAGUACAUCAUUGAGUACAACGAAGAUCAGGUCGAGAGCAUUUUUCUCCUGAUCCUCUUGGUCAUCAUCGUGGGGGAGUUUUUCAGCGCGCCGGCGGUCACCAUUGUGGACACAGUGACGUUACAGUACCUGGGGAAGCACCGGGACCGUUACGGCCUGCAGAGAAUGUGGGGGUCCCUUGGCUGGGGCGUGACCAUGCUGCUAGUGGGUAUCUGGAUAGACCACACCCACAUUACGCUGCUCAUCGACGGCGUGGUCGGCUGUAUCCUGCCCGAGUACAAGAACUACCAGGUGGCCUUCAUAGUCUUUGGAGUGAUGAUGGGUCUGGCCCUGGUGGUAGCAACACAAUUCUACUUCGACAGUGGGGACUACAGACAGGAGUUGCCUCAGAGGGCCCAGGAGGUAGAGAUACCACAGGUAGAUGGGAACGUGGCAUCUCCAGAGGAGAGCUCCACCUCGGACCAGACCCCCAUCACCCCAGAGUCCACCACCACCGAACAGCCUUUCUAUUACAGUGACCUCCUCAGGCUACUGUGUAGUGUUCAGUACAGCACGGUGCUGUUCGUUGCCUGGUUCAUGGGCUUCGGUUACGGCUUUGUGUUCACCUUCCUGUAUUGGCAUCUAGAGGACCUGAAGGGGACCACCACGCUGUUUGGUGUGUGUUCGGUUCUGAGUCAUGUGUCGGAGCUGGCUGCUUACUUCACCAGUCAUAAGUUUAUCGAGCUGGUGGGACACAUCAGGGUCUUGUACAUUGGCUUGGCAUGUAACACAGCACGCUACCUGUACAUUUCUUACUUGGAGAAUGCAUGGAUAGUUCUGCCUAUGGAGGUCUUGCAAGGUGUGACCCAUGCGUCGGUUUGGGCAGCCUGUAUCUCCUACCUGAGUGCCGCGGUGCCCCCAGCUCUGAGGACCUCUGCCCAGGGUAUCCUCCAGGGUCUACACCUGGGGCUGGGACGGGGCUGUGGGGCCAUGGUGGGGGGCGUCUUCGUCAACUAUUUUGGAGCUGCAGAGACGUUCAGAGGGAUUGGAAUGGCUUCCCUGGUGAUACUCCUCAUCUUCUCCUUCAUUCAAUGUCUGACUGGACAGAAUGAGGAAAAGGAGGACAGGAUGCUAGCAGAGAACAUUCCGGUUCCUUCCAGUCCAGUUCCCAUCGCUACCAUAGAUUUGAUGCAGAGCCAGGUUGGUGUUAUGGUGCCCCGCCCUGACCCUAGACCCCCGGCUAAGAAGACCAAGCACCAGGAGGAGCAGGAGGAUGUUAACAGACCGGCCUGGGUACUGAGUGGAUCCCCCUGGGUCACCAUAGCCUUCGCUGUCUGCCAGAUCAGAGAGAUGUACUGCAUGGCUAAGAGUAGUCUACCCUCGGAGACACAGCCACUGCAGUGACUAUGUGAACGAUUUCCCCCCCCCACGCCUUCAUGUGAACUAAAGAAAGGAGCAAAAUGAUCAGACCUCUUCUGAAUACCAGGCAGUGGAGACUGAACACAGCACAGAGCAACAGGAGUCGCCACACCACCAUAACGGUUCCCCAAGCAGUGUAUCUAGCAAGGCCCACCCCGCAGAGCACCCCGAAUCCCAGCCCUCUCCCCUACCAGACCAGGGGAACUCUGUGGCGCACCCUGCCUUUUUACCUGGUAAUUUUGAGGCUUCACAUCAACUGUCUAGUACAAACCCUUUCCGACAGUAGAUUAAAGGCUUGAGUUGAGUUUAGAGACGGAGCAGGUACUUAUAUUGUCGCGGGCCUCCUUUUGGUUCCUGCGACAUGUACAGCAGGGAAGAGGUACUCCACAUCGAUGACUGUGCUCUAAAAAAAAGUACAGAAUGAUUGUUUUCUGUGCGUGUGUCAUCUGACAUGGUGUAAAUAGAAUUUGAUCUCGAAAGGGUCCAAAGGGAUUGUUGCCUUCUAGAAUGCAAUGUAUUUAUUUCCUCUGUGUCUUCCUGCACGAGCUUCUGACAAUCAUGUUAUUAUUUUGACUCUUGGGAUGAAAUGAUGUGUAUAUACAAUAAAAAUGUAUUUUGUAGAUAAAUCAUUUAACUUUCAC
This is a messenger RNA of Oncorhynchus mykiss (rainbow trout), 5423 nucleotides long. Its product is annotated as major facilitator superfamily domain-containing protein 6-A. Lineage: Eukaryota; Metazoa; Chordata; Actinopteri; Salmoniformes; Salmonidae. Gene Ontology annotation, cellular component: plasma membrane. The record is from RefSeq and is a predicted model, not a curated record. Gene Ontology annotation, biological process: antigen processing and presentation of exogenous peptide antigen via MHC class I.